Messenger RNA from Closterium sp. NIES-65, 477 nucleotides. Lineage: Eukaryota; Viridiplantae; Streptophyta; Zygnematophyceae; Desmidiales; Closteriaceae. The record is from the annotation of a GenBank genome assembly.
AUGUACAUCACUCUCUACUUCAUAGUCACCCGCCUCCCUGACUCUAUUGGCACUGUCGGGGACCUCCUUCUCGCCAUGGACCCCACGGACCUCACUGUCGACCUGCUCGAAAAGCACCUCCUUGCAUCUGAGACUAGCAUAGUCGCUGUAGUCGCCUCUAUUACAGCUGUUGACUACCUACGUGUUGAGGAUGUAGGAGCUGCGUCUGCCCCUAGUGGGAGGCGCUGCAGCGGCAGGGACAGGGAAGGCAGGGGCGGUGGGGGUGGCAGAAGUGGAGGCGGUGGUGGGGGCGGUGGAGGCGGUGGUGGGGGCGGUGGAGGCGGUGGAGGGGGCGGCGGUGGCGGAGAGAGUGGUGGUGUGGGUAAAGGCAUAGGUGGCGGUAGUGGUGGCGGCAAUGCGGGUGGAGGCGGCGGCAGUGGUGGCGGCCGGGGUGGUACCAGCCAAAGGGGAGGCCUUGGCGGUGGUCAGAGGCAGUAG